ACGAGAUCUCGUCUCGGUUCCAUCCAGCUCUGACAAUAAUGGCAUCGACUCAACAACUCUGCUCACUUGCGGACUGUACGCCUGGAAACAAGGCUUCCUGGACGUCCGCGUCGUGGUGGCUGUGACACCGAGCGCCUCCAUCGAAUUGCUUCCCUGAUCCGGCUACCCAUCCCAAAAUGCACUGCCAGAGAAUUUUUGCAGUCUCUGAAAAACCCACCUAACUGCUGCUAAAUCACAACGUCACAACAGGAAGCAGCUUCUGUUCCAUCUGCCUGAAAUCAUGUCGGGACCAGGUGACUUACCAGCCAUUGAAGGUCCUGGAAUUGGCGGGAUGAAGCUUCCCAUCGGGAUGACCCGCCGGGCUCUCAGCUAUGACGACAAUCUGGAGGCUCCCAUGUCCACCCCCCCUCACAACUUCAGCAUCACCACCUUGUGGCGCCACCCGGUGGUGCCAGACAGGAAGUUCUCACAGCUGACUGAGGAGGACGAAAGUGGUGGAGUGAGUCAGCCGUCUGUGCUGAGCACCACCCCCUGCAGGUCACCAGGCAUUGUGAAAGCCAAGGCCUCGUCCGUCAUCAUGAACUCCCUCAUCACCAAACAGACUCAUGACAGCAUGUACAAGUUUGAGCAGAAGGCCGGACUGACUGACACCAGCUACACACCCCACAAAGGUCUCAGAGCGGAGGAGACUCGCCACCUCCACCGUGUGCCUGAGUCCCUUCAGAAGAUGCAGAUCCAGAGCAUGGAGUCCAGGGAGGAACGUCAACAUUCGUCCGCCCAGUCGACGCCCUCCAGCACUCCGCACGCCUCCCCCAAACUGCAGCGCAGAAGCUGGUUCAGCAGCACCAGCUCAGACUUCAGCCUCAGCUCCUCCAACAGCAGCAUGGACAUGGGAGGGGAAGCCGGGGGUGGAGCUGUGGAGCGCUGGAGUGUCUUCGGGCCGCGCCCAGUCGUCCACAAGUCCACCUCUGACCUCGGGUCUGACCCCGGAAGUGAAGCAGGCUUCGCCCUGCAGGCGUACCGCAGCGCCCAGAAGCCGACACCCAUGGAGGUGAUGAAGUCGCAGGGCACCCGGCUGGCCGACGGCGUGUCUCCUGAGAAGGCCAAUCCGCCCAAGAUGGAGAUCCCCGCCGUGGAGGGCCGGAGGCCGGGGGCCCGGCCUCACAAGCUCAAGCACCGAGACAUGAACAUCCUCACGCCCUCGGGCUUCUAGACGGCUGCAGCUCAAGGUCCAAACGGCGGCUGAACGCUCAAGCCCUCAUCCCACAAUUGGUUUGGCAGGGAAGCAGCGGCCCCCACUGACAAGUCCACUUUCUAUUUAGCAAUUUGGGGGCGUUUGAAAGGUCAAACAAAUGUUUACACUGACAGCAACAACAACGAUUCCUGCCCCCCAGUCCUUAUUGACGCAACGCUUGUUUAUCUCAGUCACUAAUGGGAUCAACACGGGACUUUUUUUUUUUUCUUAAAAUGAAUCCGACACUUAAAGACGUUCCGUCUCCCUCUUGAGGCAAAAAGGUUUACUGCACUUUAGAGAAACUACGACUGAAUAUUUGAAGAAAAUAACAAAACACAAUGAAGAAGAAGAAGAAAUACAAAUAGUAAAAGUUGAUUUUUACUCAGGAAAUAUUUGGCAAUUUGUGGUUCAGUCCAGCAAACUGACUCAAAUGUCGUCGUAGACAGUUAAAGUGGAGCUGAAAUGUCGGCAGCUUCAGCUCCACUUUAAGGGGAAAAAAAAUGAAAUUCACUGUAUGUGUCGUUAGUUAGUAUUAAUAUUUUUAUGGUGUCUGUUUUAAUUGUUUACUUUUUCGAAUGAAGUCUGUUAAAUAGAAACUAUGGACCACACGUAGCGUUAGCUCAGUGUCACCGCAUUAAAAUCUGUGAAAGUACAGUUGCAUUGCUCUUCACCAGCUCAGCCCAAGGAGGCCAGAGUUGAUGCUCAGCCGCGGAAAUGACUCAUCUAGAUCGUACUGCACUUUUCUACAUCAUGCUUCCAUCGUUCUAGUGCUCAGUUAUGAAGGUUAAAUUCAGUGCAAGGCAGCAUUUCCAUAGCAGAGGCUGAGGCUUCACUGGUCUCAUGAUGUGACACAGCAGAAGCUCAG
This is a messenger RNA of Synchiropus splendidus (mandarinfish), 2099 nucleotides long. Its product is annotated as KIAA1191 ortholog. The record is from RefSeq and is a predicted model, not a curated record. The coding region runs from base 281 to 1213 and encodes 310 amino acids. Lineage: Eukaryota; Metazoa; Chordata; Actinopteri; Syngnathiformes; Callionymidae. The transcript has 10 exons. Gene Ontology annotation, cellular component: cytoplasm.